Molecule: messenger RNA, 1528 nt
Organism: Melanotaenia boesemani (Boeseman's rainbowfish)
Lineage: Eukaryota; Metazoa; Chordata; Actinopteri; Atheriniformes; Melanotaeniidae
Gene: fhl1a
Product: four and a half LIM domains 1a
Exons: 6
Coding region: 167-1012 (281 amino acids)
Biological process (GO): muscle organ development
Molecular function (GO): transmembrane transporter binding
Source: RefSeq, a predicted model, not a curated record
UCUCCAACUUGCUCUGUCUUUAAAAGCUGCGUUGAGUCCGCACACUUUAACCUCUCGGCCAAACCCACCAGACACACGGACAGAAACGCACACACACUGCGCGGCCGCUGCAGAGUGAAAGGAGUCAUCUGUUUGCAGAGGUCCCCGGAGUUACCUCACCUCCACCAUGACUGAUCGCUUUGACUGCUACUACUGCCGUGACAACCUGCACGGGAAGAAGUAUGUGAAGAAGGAUGAGAAGCAUGUGUGCACCAAGUGCUUUGAUAAGCUCUGCGCCAACACCUGUGCAGAGUGUAGGCGCCCCAUUGGUGCAGACGCCAAGGAGCUACACCACAAGAACCGCUACUGGCACGAGGACUGCUUCCGUUGUGCCAAGUGCUACAAGUCACUGGCCGGUGAGCCGUUCAGCGCUCGGGAUGAUGGCAAGAUAAUGUGUGGCAAGUGUGGCUCACGGGAGGAUGGCAACCGGUGCCAGGGCUGUUACAAAGUGGUGAUGCCAGGGUCGCAGAAUGUGGAGUACAAGAACAAGGUGUGGCAUGAGGAAUGCUUCACCUGCUUUGAAUGCAAGCAGCCAAUCCGUGCACAGAGUUUUCUGGCCAAGGGUGAUGACAUCUUUUGUGCUCCCUGCCAUGAAAAGAAAUUUGCCAAGAAGUGCUUCCAUUGCAAGCAGCCCAUCACCUCUGGAGGGAUCAGCUACCAGGACCAGCCCUGGCACUCUGAGUGCUUUGUGUGUAACACCUGCGGUAAACCUCUGGCAGGAGCUCGCUUCACCUCCCAUGAGGACCAUGUUUACUGUGUGGACUGCUACAAAAGCGAUGUGGCCAAGAAGUGUCAUGGCUGCAAGAACCCAAUCACAGGGUUUGGCCAUGGCACCAAUGUGGUGAACUAUGAGGGAUACUCCUGGCAUGAAUAUUGCUUCAACUGCAAGAAGUGCUCCCUCUCACUGGCCAACAAGCGUUUUGUCAUCACUGGAGACCACAUUUACUGCCCUGACUGUGCUAAGAAGCUGUAAACUGCACUAUUAACUGUGCAGAGGAUUUCAGGUUACAGUGGAAUUACACCCAAAGUGACUUUUGAACUGUUAGAGGAAUUAAGCUUUGUAUUGAUCAUAACAGCUCAAUUCUAUACUAGCUUGCAUGCCAGCAGUCAAUUAUGGUGAAAUUACUUUGCAAGAUAGACAGACUUGAGGUUAUUUUAAAGUAGCUUUCAUUUAUCUACAGUACUGCAGGUGUUGGAUUAUAUGGUAGCAGGUUUUUAUUAUCAUUUUGGAUGUUGGAUUGUGAUGUGUACUACUCUGUACUGCCUUAUCAGACUAGUCUUUUCAGCCUUACUGGAAUCUUUGCAUAAAUGCUUUUUCUGAAUCUGCUGCUGCUCAUACAUACCGGCUUUGAUUAAAAAUCUGUUACAUUUUGAAUGUUUAAAUGGGCUGAGUUUAAACAUGUUUAGAGAUACAUUAAGUCUUUGAGGUUGAUGCUAAAAGAUUAAGCGCUCAUGUAUUCAAAACUUGACAAAGUAUAAAAAAUAAAAA